Eruca vesicaria subsp. sativa (arugula) is the source of this 660-nucleotide messenger RNA. The record is from the annotation of a GenBank genome assembly. NCBI's taxonomy places the organism in Eukaryota, Viridiplantae, Streptophyta, Magnoliopsida, Brassicales, Brassicaceae.
AUGAGCCACGAAGCGUUAGCAAUUACGAAACGCUUUAACUCGCAAAAAUCGUGGCUCGAGGACAACAAGGUUAACCUAGUUCUUGACUUGGACCACACGCUUGUCCACACCAUUAGAACUCAACAGCUUUCCGAAUCCGAAAAGUAUCUAGCAGAUGAAGCUGAGUCAAGGACUGAUCUAUGGAGAUUUUACAGUGGGUGUACCCUUAAUGAUAUGUUGAUAAAGCUAAGACCUUACGUCCACCAGUUCUUGAAAGAAGCCAGCGAGAUGUUCUCUAUAGUUGUAAGCAGUAGAGAGAGUCCCGGUGUGAACAAGACACUUGAUCUUGUCUUGGCUGAUGAGCGUGGGAUUGUCAUUGUGGAUGAUACUCGUAGUGUUUGGCCUCAUCACAAGAAGAAUUUUCUGCAGAUUGCAAAGUACGAGUAUUUCAUAGAGUCGUCUUCAGAAUGUAAUGAGGAGAAGAAGAGAGAUGAGAGUGAGGAGAAUGGGGCAUUGGCAAGUGUUUUGAGAUUCCUCAAAGAAGUUCACAAAGGAUUCUUCUGUGACAUGUCUGAAGAAGAGAUGGAUUCAAUGGAUGUGAGGCCAUUGCUACAAGAGCCCUCCUUCGUAUCUGUAGAAAGAAAGCGUAAAGUCCCAGCUGGUUCUGUUUUUAAAGUAUGA